CCGUUCCAGUUGAUUCGGGGUCGACUGUUCCAACAGACAUUAGGACUCAGUUCUGGAGGAGAGCCUUGCAGAGAGGGCCCAGUGGGUCUCGGAAAAUGGCAUCUCCAGAGAUGCCUGGAUCCAGUCAGAGUAUGAAGAAGACCAUUGGACACAGAGGAGUUGAGACUAACACUGGAGAGACCACCUAUAAAAAGACCACGUCGUCAGCCCUGAAAGGAGCCAUCCAGCUGGGCAUCACUCACACUGUGGGCAGUCUGAGUCAGAAGGCUGAGAGGGACGUUCUCAUGCAGGACUUUGUGGUGGUCGAGAGCAUCUUCUUCCCCAGUGAGGGCAGUAACCUGACACCUGCCCACCACUACAGUGACUUCAGGUUUAAGACCUACGCCCCCAUCGCCUUCCGCUACUUCAGAGAACUCUUUGGCAUCCGGCCAGACGACUACCUGUACUCUCUGUGUAACGAUGGCCUGAUAGAGCUGUCUAACUCCGGGGCCAGUGGCUCUCUCUUCUACGUGUCCAGUGAUGAUGAGUUCAUUAUCAAGACGGUGCAGCACAAAGAGGCUGAGUUUCUCCAGAAGCUACUACCAGGAUACUUCAUGAACCUGAAUCAGAACAAGCGGACCCUGCUUCCUAAGUUCUACGGUCUGUACUGCAUCCAGGCGGCAGGGAAGAACAUCCGCCUGGUGGUGAUGAACAACCUGCUGCCCCGCGUGGUCCACAUGCACCUCAAGUACGACAUGAAGGGUUCCACCUAUAAGAGACAGGCCUCAGCCAAGGAGAGGGAGAAGACUUUUCCUACCUAUAAAGACCUGGACUUCAUCCAGGACCUGCCUGAUGGAAUGCUGCUGGAGCCGGACAACUACAACGCCCUUAGCAAGACCAUCCAGAGAGACUGCCUGCUCCUGCAGAGUUUUAAGAUCAUGGACUACAGUCUGCUGGUGGGGAUCCAUAACCUGGAGCAGGCUAGUAGGGAGCGGGAGCGAGGAGGGGGGCAGGUGGGGGACAGUGGUGGGUCAGAGGGGGCGGUGACCCCAGACCAGCGCCGACCCCAGGCCCAGAAGAGUCUAUACUGCACAGCCAUGGAGUCUAUACAGGGAGAGGCCCGCGGGAAGGGGGCCCUGGAGUCUGAGGACCAUAUGGGCGGGAUCCCAGCCAGGAACUCUAAAGGAGAGAGGUUGCUGGUCUUUAUCGGCAUCAUCGACAUUCUGCAGUCCUACAGGUUCAUCAAGAAGUUGGAGCACUCGUGGAAGGCCCUCGUCCAUGAUGGGGAUACAGUGUCGGUGCACAGACCAGGCUUCUACGCUGAGCGCUUCCAACAAUUCAUGUGUAACACAGUGUUCAAGAAGAUCCCAUUGAAGCUCUCCCCGUCUAAGAAGUCUCGUGGUGGGGGUCCGGGGGGUCUGAGGAGAGCUCCUACCCUGGGAGGCCCCACCCCCCUCUCCCACGCUGCUGGACAGUCUGUGGUGGACCCCCGACUCGUCUCCCACUACAACAGGGCUGACGCAGAUGGAGACAGCGGCAUGCAGUCGGGCAGGCCAGACCUGGUGCCAAGGACCCCUCCCCUGGCGGGAGGGUCAGGGGAUGCAGAGGCCAACCUCUCCACGUCCUCAUUAGGAAGCACAGGACUCACCUCCUCCUCUCCUCCGCUACGGUCAGUAGGGGUUGAGGUGCAUAGAGCAGUAACAAGCACAGACCAAGACCACGGUACCUCCCACAGUAUGGGGGUGGAAGUGGAAGAAUCAGGUGAUCAGUCAGGUAAUGAAGAUGCCAUCUCACUAUCAGACAUCGUUCCAGAGACCAACAUCUGCUAAGUCUGGCCCAAUCCUCUUCCUCCUCUUCUUAAGAUCUUCACUAUGGUGUUUCUCAUAGCUCACUGGCCUCCCUCCCUGUCUGUCCCCCACAGUAACAACUGAUCUGGAGUCAUCUGAGUAAAAGGGGAUUCUGGAACCAAGAAGGUGGGUGGAAGAGAGAGAGGGGGAGGGGGAGAGUAGUCUUGCAUCCUCCAUCCUGACUCCUCUUUGGAUCCGUACUUCAGGCUGGCUGAACGGGAUGGGGGGGUUGGGAAGUGAAAGAGAGGGAGAGAGUGACUGAGUGCCAGCAGGAGGAGCAAAGAGGAAGAGAGAGUGUGUAUGUGUGAGGUAGGGGUGGUUGUCUGAAGGCUUGGUCAGCCAGACAGACACAGGGGUAUGCUGCUAGAAACCCAUCUCUAACUAAGUUACAAGAGUCUCUGUGUCACUAAACCCACUUAAACUGUCCUACCGAUCACAAAGUCUGAAGGGGAGAGGGAUGUGGGCUCAGACACCCCUAUAUCGACAGUGUGGAGGAGGAACACCAUGCUCUAUAUCACACUCUGUUCUGUGUUACUGUGUGCAUUCCUUCUUGUGGACAGUCUAAGUGGGUUCAGUUUUCAGUGACUCAGAGCAUAAUAUCUCAUAUAUGAUCAUUCUACAUCUCUCCACCCCCUCCUCUCUCCACACAGCCAGGAGAUGGGAGGGAAACAGGAGAAUCAUCUCUAUGUAGUGUUUUAGACUUUUUAUUAUGACCACACUUUUACUGCUAUGGACAGAACAUAUGUUUUCAUCACACAGACCUUCUAUUCGUUUAGAUUAUGGAUGUAUACAGUAGCUGACUGAAUUUGGGAGCUGGAAUGUACAGGCCAGAGCUAUAGGUAGGCUAUAGUCCACAGGAGGUUGGAGGCACUUUAAUUGGGGAGGACGGGUUCGUGGUAAUGGCUGGAGCGGAAUGAGUGGGAUGGUAUCAAAUACAUUAAAC
Coregonus clupeaformis (lake whitefish) is the source of this 2769-nucleotide messenger RNA. RefSeq names its product phosphatidylinositol 4-phosphate 5-kinase type-1 alpha-like. The transcript has 16 exons. Gene Ontology annotation, biological process: phosphatidylinositol metabolic process. The record is from RefSeq and is a predicted model, not a curated record. NCBI's taxonomy places the organism in Eukaryota, Metazoa, Chordata, Actinopteri, Salmoniformes, Salmonidae. Bases 96 to 1808 code for a protein of 570 amino acids. Gene Ontology annotation, molecular function: phosphatidylinositol kinase activity.